Molecule: messenger RNA, 1581 nt
Organism: Hirsutella rhossiliensis
Lineage: Eukaryota; Fungi; Ascomycota; Sordariomycetes; Hypocreales; Ophiocordycipitaceae
Product: cytochrome p450 domain-containing protein
Exons: 3
Coding region: 1-1581 (526 amino acids)
Biological process (GO): ergosterol biosynthetic process
Molecular function (GO): oxidoreductase activity, acting on paired donors, with incorporation or reduction of molecular oxygen; heme binding; iron ion binding
Source: RefSeq, a predicted model, not a curated record
AUGGGCCUCGUCAGCGCCGUCGCGGGCCAUCCGCUCGCGCAGCAGUUCCAGGCCCUCGGCUGGGCGUCGCAGAUUGCAAUCGCCCUCGGAGGCUUCCUCGCCCUGUCGGUGCUCGCCAACAUCGCCAACCAGAUGCUGAACAAGAACCCCAACGAGCCCCCCCUCGUCUUCCACUGGUUCCCCUUUAUCGGCAGCACCAUCACCUAUGGCAUGGACCCGCCCCGGUUCUUCCAGGAGAACCGCGCAAAACACGGCGAUGUCUUCACCUUUGUCCUCCUCGGCAAGAAGACGACUGUUGCCGUGGGCCCGGCCGGGAACGACUUCAUCCUCAACGGCAGGCUCAAGGACGUCAACGCAGAGGAGAUCUACUCCGUCUUGACCACGCCCGUCUUUGGCAGCGACGUCGUGUACGACUGCCCCAACGCCAAGCUGAUGGAGCAGAAAAAGUUCAUGAAGAUCGCGCUUACCGCCGAGGCCUUCCGCUCCUACGUCCCCAUCAUCUCGGGCGAGGUUCAGUCCUACUUCAAGAGGGAUACCGACUUCAAGGCCAAGUCGGGCAUCGUCGACAUUCCCAAGAAGAUGGCUGAAAUCACAAUCUUCACCGCCUCCCACGCGCUCCAGGGCAGCGCCAUCCGCAACAAGUUCGACACGUCCCUCGCCGCCCUCUACCACGACCUAGACAUGGGCUUCACCCCCAUCAACUUCAUGCUUCACUGGGCCCCGCUCCCCUGGAACCGCAAGCGCGACCAUGCCCAGCGCACCGUGGCCAAGAUCUACAUGGACACCAUCAAGGAGCGGCGUGCCAAGGGCGAGGCCGACGACGAGCUGGACAUAAUGAAGCAUCUCAUGAACUCGGCGUACAAGAACGGCACCCCCGUCCCGGACCACGAGGUGGCCCACAUGAUGAUUGCGCUGCUCAUGGCCGGCCAGCACUCUUCCUCGUCCACCAGCUCCUGGAUCAUGCUUCGCCUGGCCCAAUACCCCGACAUCAUGGAGGAGCUCUACCAGGAGCAGGUCAAUGCCUUCGGUGCCGACCUGCCGCCCCUGACGUACGAGAGCCUCGCCAAGCUCCCGCUCAACCAGGCCAUCGUCAAAGAGACGCUCCGUCUGCAUGCCCCCAUCCACUCCAUCAUGCGCGCCGUCAAGCAGCCGAUGCCCGUCCCCGGCACAAAGUACGUCAUCCCGACGUCGCACACCCUGCUCGCCGCUCCCGGCGUCAGCGCCAACGAUCCGACCUACUUCCCCAACCCAGACGAGUGGGACCCUCACCGCUGGGAGGCCGACUCGCCCAAUGCCCCGACCAUUGUGCGCAACAAGGCCGAGGAAGAGAAGAUUGACUACGGCUACGGCAUGGUCAGCAAGGGCGCCGCAUCGCCCUACUUGCCCUUUGGAGCGGGCCGCCACCGGUGCAUCGGCGAGCAGUUUGCCAACGUUCAGCUGCAAACCAUUGUGGCCGAGGUUGUGCGCCUUGUCAAGCUGAGCAACGUGGACGGGGGCAACGGGCUGAUUGGCACCGACUACGCCUCACUCUUCUCGCGGCCGCUAGAGCCCGCCAAGGUUCGUUGGGAGAGGAGAAACUGA